Molecule: messenger RNA, 5493 nt
Organism: Suncus etruscus (white-toothed pygmy shrew)
Lineage: Eukaryota; Metazoa; Chordata; Mammalia; Eulipotyphla; Soricidae
Gene: CLTCL1
Product: clathrin heavy chain like 1
Exons: 32
Coding region: 98-5107 (1669 amino acids)
Biological process (GO): intracellular protein transport; receptor-mediated endocytosis
Cellular component (GO): extracellular exosome; clathrin complex; clathrin-coated endocytic vesicle
Molecular function (GO): structural molecule activity; clathrin light chain binding
Source: RefSeq, a predicted model, not a curated record
GCCACCGCCGCCGCCGCCGCAGCCUGUCUGUCAGCCCGCCUGUCCGUCUGUCAGGCCGCGCGAGGGGCCUCGCCGGCGCCUCAGCCCCGCGCCCGCCAUGGCUCAGAUCCUCCCCAUCCGUUUCCAGGAGCACUUCCAGCUCCAAAACCUAGGAAUUAAUCCAGCUAACAUUGGAUUCAGCACACUGACUAUGGAAUCUGAUAAGUUUAUAUGUGUCCGAGAGAAAGUCGGUGAGCAACAGGCACAGGUAGUGAUUAUUGACAUGAGUGACCCAAUGGCACCAAUUAGACGACCCAUCUCUGCAGAAAGUGCCAUCAUGAACCCAGGCUCUAAGGUGAUAGCUCUGAAAGCUGGGAAGACACUUCAAAUAUUUAAUAUUGAGAUGAAGAGUAAAGUGAAGGCUCAUACUAUGGCAGAGGAGGUGAUUUUCUGGAAAUGGAUCUCUCUGAACACUGUAGCCCUGGUGACUGAGACCACUGUCUACCACUGGAGUAUGGAAGGUGACUCACAGCCUGUCAAGAUGUUUGAUAGACAUGCCAGUCUGGCAGGAUGCCAAGUGAUUAACUACCGGACUGACAUGUACCAGAAGUGGUUGCUCCUUGUUGGCAUCUCAGCACAGCAAAACCGUGUGGUUGGGGCAAUGCAGCUCUAUUCUGUGGACAGGAAGGUUUCACAACCCAUCGAAGGUCAUGCUGCUGCUUUUGCAGAGUUCAAGGUUGAAGGGAAUGCCAAGCCUGCCACCCUUUUCUGUUUUGCUGUACGAAAUCCCACAGGAGGCAAGUUACACAUAAUUGAAGUUGGACAACCUGCAGCAGGAAACCAGCCUUUUGUAAAGAAAGCUGUGGAUGUGUUUUUUCCUCCAGAGGCUCAGACAGAUUUUCCAGUAGCUAUGCAGAUUGGAGCAAAACAUGGUGUCAUUUACUUGAUUACGAAGUAUGGCUAUCUUCAUAUGUAUGACCUGGAGUCUGGUGUGUGCAUUUACAUGAACCGUAUUAGUGCUGAAACAAUCUUUGUAACUGCUCCAUAUGAACUCACUUCUGGAAUUAUUGGUAUCAACAAAAAGGGACAAGUGCUUUCAGUUUGUGUUGAGGAAGACAAUAUUGUGAAUUAUGCAACCACUGUGCUUCAGAAUCCAGACCUUGGUUUGCGUUUGGCCAUUCGUAGUAAUCUAACUGGAGCAGAGGAGUUAUUUUUGAGAAAAUUCAAUAACUUGUUUACACAGGGGAGCUAUGCUGAAGCAGCCAAAAUAGCAGCAUCUGCACCAAAGGGAAUCCUGCGUACUAGUGACACUGUUCAGAAGUUUCAGAGUCUACCUGCCCAGCCUGGCCAAGCUUCUCCUUUGCUUCAGUACUUUGGAAUCUUGCUUGACCAGGGGCAGCUCAACACACUUGAAUCCUUAGAACUUUGUCGUCCAGUCCUUCAGCAAGGGCGCAAGCAACUCUUAGAAAAGUGGUUGAAAGAAGACAAGCUGGAGUGUUCAGAAGAACUUGGAGAUUUGGUCAAAACUACUGAUCCUACACUGGCUUUGAGUGUGUACCUUCGAGCAAAUGUGCCAAGCAAAGUUAUACAGUGUUUUGCGGAAACAGGCCAAUUUCAGAAAAUUGUGCUCUAUGCCAAAAAGGUUGGAUAUGCCCCAGACUGGAUCUUUUUGCUGAGGAGUGUUAUGAGGAUUAGUCCAGACCAGGGCCUGCAGUUUUCUCAGAUGCUAGUGCAGGAUGAGGAACCACUAACUAGCGUUGACCAGAUUGUAGAUGUUUUCAUGGAAAACAAUUUAAUUCAGCAGUGUACUUCCUUCUUGUUGGAUACCUUGAAGAAUAAUCACCCGACUGAGGGGCACCUCCAAACACGCUUACUGGAAAUGAACCUAAUUCACGCACCCCAGGUUGCAGAUGCUAUCCUUGGAAAUCAGAUGUUUACGCAUUAUGAUCGGGCCCAUAUCGCCCAGCUGUGCGAAAAGGCAGGCCUCCUGCAGCGAGCACUGGAGCAUUACACUGACCUUUAUGACAUCAAGAGAGCUAUAGUUCACACGCACCUUCUCAGUCCCGAGUGGCUCGUUAGCUUCUUCGGUUCUUUAUCAGUAGAGGAUUCUUUGGCAUGUCUGCGUGCUCUCCUGUCUGCCAGCAUUAGACAGAACCUUCAGCUGUGUGUUCAAGUUGCUUCCAAGUACCACGAGCAGCUGGGUACACAGUCCUUGGUGGAACUUUUUGAAUCAUUCAAGAGUUACGAAGGCCUCUUCUACUUCCUGGGCUCAAUUGUGAACUUCAGCCAAGAUCCAGAUGUGCACUUGAAGUAUAUUCAAGCUGCCUGUAAGACAGGACAGAUCAAGGAGGUGGAAAGGAUAUGCCGAGAAAGCAAUUGCUACAAUCCUGAAAGAGUGAAGAAUUUUCUAAAAGAGGCCAAACUCACAGAUCAGCUUCCCCUUAUCAUCGUGUGUGAUAGGUUUGACUUCGUACAUGAUCUUGUCCUGUACUUAUAUCGCAACAACCUGCAGAAGUAUAUUGAGAUCUACGUUCAGAAGGUCAACCCUAGCAGGAUCCCCGCUGUGGUUGGAGGACUGCUUGAUGUGGAUUGUUCUGAGGAAGUAAUUAAAAACUUAAUCAUGGUAGUGAGAGGACAGUUCUCUACAGAUGAGCUGGUAGCUGAAGUAGAAAAAAGAAAUAGGCUAAAGUUGCUUCUCCCCUGGCUGGAGUCUCGGAAUCAUGAAGGCUGUGAAGAACCUGCUACUCACAAUGCACUUGCGAAAAUAUAUAUUGACAGCAACAGCAGCCCUGAGCGCUUCUUAAAAGAGAACGCCCAUUAUGACAGUCGUAUUGUUGGUCGAUAUUGUGAGAAGCGGGACCCACAUCUGGCCUGUGUGGCAUAUGAGCGAGGACAGUGUGACCUUGAGCUCAUCAAGGUUUGCAAUGAGAAUUCUUUGUUCAAAAGUGAGGCCCGCUACCUGGUGCGCAGGAAGGAUCCAGAGCUCUGGGCUCAAGUGCUUGAAGAAACCAACCCAUCCAGAAGACAGCUAAUUGACCAGGUGGUACAAACAGCAUUAUCAGAAACACAGGAUCCUGAAGAGGUUUCAGUCACUGUUAAGGCCUUCAUGACAGCUGACCUCCCUAAUGAACUGAUUGAGCUGCUGGAGAAGAUUGUUCUGGAUAACUCUGUCUUCAGUGAGCACAGGAAUCUCCAGAAUCUGCUAAUCCUGACUGCUAUCAAGGCAGACCACACUCGAGUCAUGGACUAUAUCAAUCGCCUAGAUAAUUAUGAUGCCCCGGACAUCGCAAGCAUUGCCAUCACCAGUAUGCUGUAUGAAGAGGCCUUUGCCAUCUUCCGCAAAUUUGAUGUGAAUGCCUCAGCAAUUCAAGUCCUGAUUGAGCACAUUGGAAAUUUAGACCGAGCAUAUGAGUUUGCAGAGAGAUGCAGUGAACCUGCAGUAUGGAGUCAGCUGGCCCAAGCCCAGCUACAGAAAGACUUAGUAAAGGAAGCCAUUGACUCUUAUAUCAGAGCUGAUGACCCAUCCUCUUAUCUGGAAGUUGUUCAGGCAGCCAACAGGAAUGGCAAUUGGGAGGAUCUAGUUAAAUUCCUGCAGAUGGCCAGGAAAAAGGACCGUGAAUCAUAUAUAGAGACUGAACUUAUUUUUGCCCUGGCUAAAACCAAUCGUCUCUCUGAGCUAGAAGAUUGUAUUAAUGGACCCAACAAUGCCCACAUACAACAGGUUGGAGACCGCUGUUAUGAAGAAGGAAUGUAUGAGGCUGCCAAGCUGCUAUACAGCAGUGUUUCUAAUUUUGCCCAGCUGGCUUCUACCCUGGUCCACCUUGGUGAGUAUCAGGCAGCAGUGGACUGCAGCCGCAAGGCAAACAGCACACGGACAUGGAAGGAGGUGUGCUUUGCCUGUGUGGAUGGACAGGAGUUCCGCCUUGCUCAGCUGUGUGGUCUCCACAUUGUCAUUCAUGCAGAUGAGCUGGAGGAGUUAAUCCUCUAUUAUCAGGAUGGAGGCUACUUUGAGGAACUGAUCUCUUUGCUAGAGGCUGCCUUGGGCCUGGAGCGAGCCCACAUGGGCAUGUUCACAGAGUUGGCCAUCCUCUACUCCAAAUUCAAGCCACAGAAGAUGCCAGAACACCUGGAGCUCUUCUGGUCCCGUGUCAACAUCCCGAAGGUGUUGAGAGCUGCAGAGCAGGCACACCUCUGGGCAGAGCUGGUGUUCCUUUAUGACAAGUAUGAGGAAUAUGACAAUGCAGUCCUCACCAUGAUCAAUCAUCCUACUGAUGCCUGGAGAGAGGGACAAUUCAAGGACAUCAUUGCCAAGGUGGCCAAUGUAGAACUCUAUUAUAAAGCCCUGCAGUUCUAUUUGAACUACAAACCUCUGCUCAUCAAUGACCUUCUGCUGGUGCUUGCACCCCGGCUAGACCAUACUCGGACUGUUGACUUUUUUUCAAAGGCAGGUCAGUUGCCCCUGGUGAAACCUUAUCUACGUUCAGUCCAGAGUCACAACAAUAAGAGUGUGAAUGAGGCACUAAACCACCUGCUGACAGAAGAGGAGGAUUUUCAGGGCUUACGGUCAUCUAUCGAUGCCUACGACAACUUUGACAACAUCGCACUAGCUCAGCUGUUGGAGAAGCAUCACCUAAUCGAAUUCAGGCGCAUUGCUGCUUAUCUGUACAAGGGCAACAACCGGUGGGCCCAGAGUGUAGAGCUCUGCAAGAAGGAUCAUCUCUACAAGGAUGCCAUGCAGCAUGCUGCGGAGUCACGGGAUGCUGAGUUGGCUGAGAAGCUGCUGCAGUGGUUUCUGGAGGAGGGCAAGCGGGAGUGCUUUGCUGCCUCUCUCUUCACCUGUUAUGACCUGCUUCCUCCAGAUGUGGUGCUAGAGCUGGCCUGGAGACACAACCUGGUGGACCUGGCCAUGCCCUACUUCAUCCAGGUGAUGAGGGAGUACUUUAACAAAGUGGACAAACUAGAUGCUUCAGAGAGCCUGCGCCAGCAAGAGGAGCAUGUUGUGGAGCCUGCCCCUCUAGUUGGCCAGCAGCUCAUGCUGACAGCAGGCCCAGCCCCUACCAGCUUUCCUUAUGGAUCUACAACAGCGCCUGCCUUCACCCAGCCUCCCAUGUACAGCUUCAGUGUGUAGUGAGUGGGCAAUCAGCUGCAAUCCCCUCACUAAUCCUACUCAGAGUACACCCCGGAAAUACAAAGGACCAUGAUGUGGUGUGGGGACACCAGGACAGUAUUUAUUUUUGCUGAGACCUGAAGAUGGCAGCCGCUGGUCCAUCUCUUAGUCUGGGGAGUCCAAGAAAGACCAGCUCCAGUUGCCUUCAGGCCUUCUGACUGGGGCAAGCAUUCCUCUUGAAGAGAGAGAGCUCCCCUCUGCAGGGGUUCCUUGGUCGUUGGGGGGCGGGGGGGGGGGCUUGCUACUCUUUGGCAGAGCUGCCACUCCGGGCCAUGUACAAGACACUGAACGUGACUGUGAGCCGCGGGGCCGAUCAUGAAUAUUAAAGUCGGUUUUAUCAAGGCAAA